AUGCGUUUGGACUGGACUGACAUGGCCCCAGAGGUCUUGCAGAAGAUUCUGAUCCAUGCAACUGCUACUUCAUUUAACGGGCCACCCAAAGAAUGGUUCAAUCUGGUUCUCACUUGUCGCUAUUUCAGAGAUUGCCUGUCCUGCAAUUCUGGCCAAUUAUCUAGCACUAUCUUCGCCCAGAAAUUCGAUAUCGCCGCUCCUGUCCGCCGACUUGGCGAAGCCGCCGUACGGAGCACCGCAAAGCUGGAGAUGCAGCGCAGGUUCGGCGCUAUGGGUAUCUUUCGAAAUCGUCGGCUCGAUGAUGCGUCCCUCACUGAGGCGUUUUGGAUCGCCUUCUUGAUGUGGGAGGACUCGGGUGGGAGUCAAAAGAACAUCAAACAACUACUUAAUGCCGGCCUUUCAUCCUUCCUUGAGUUGUUUCUUCGAGAACGACUCUAUCUUGGAGCCGAUACGAACAAUGGCUGGCCUUUUGCAAACGAGAGAAAUUCCCUAGCUGUAGCCCUUUUGUGGCUGACGGCUUCUUCGACCUCAAUCAAUGCCGAGGGUCCAGGUGUGCGGGAUAAAGUCCAAGAGCUUCUGAAUCCCUUUAUCUUUGCACCUUUCCGCUAUCCAACUUCUUUCGAACCCGAGUAUCUAUUCGGGCCGACAGACGAUGAAGGAAUGCCUAGAACGAGUACGACUGUCCACGGUCAGUAUCCACCAAUCCAUCCUCCACCCGUCGUCGUGGUAUACUUUGGAAACAACAAUCGAAAGGCCCGGAUACCCUGCGCUUCAUUAUAUGCCACACUCCUAUAUUUCAUUCGUGCUGAGACUCAUGGGUUCGAUGUCGCGUCACCGCGCGAAUGCCUGAGGCGUUCUCAGGUCUCCGGACAUACAACAGGCGUCUACAUUGAUGACAUUGAAGACUUUCAUAAUCACUGUCACACAACCUUUGCCGAUUUCCCCGCGAUAGAUAAUGGUGUUCAACCCAAUUCCCUCAACCUCUCCCUACAUGACGUUUUAUGCCAGCCAAGCUACCAACUUGGUACCUUGAGCGGCCUUUGGCAGGGUUCGACAAUUGUCCCCUUUUACACUUAUUAUAACGAUUGGAAAUCUCAAUUGAAGGCGCCCUCAAAUUUCCGUGCGACGGGACGAAGACCUUUGUAUCUCACACUGAAGGAGCAUUAUACCUCGGACAUCAAUAACGUCGUACCACAAGAUGAUGCAGCGAAUGGCAUGCAAAAUGCAUGGCUGCCUAAAAAUUGUCGUGCAACCGAAACACCGGUGAGUGAAUCGCUUUGUAAACCAAUAAUCUUCUUCAUCUAUCUUGGGAAGACGGGACUUUAUCUUUCCGACACGGGAGGCACAUUCAACACGCAUUAUGACACAUUUCAAUCUGGACAGGGUCAACGGAAGCAGGUCGUGGACGUCAUUAUCACUGGAAAGCUCGAUGAUAGACAUCCAGCAGCGUGGGCACCAAUGAAUAUCUUGGGGCGCGUCCGCCUUCGCGAUGGCCUGAUAGUACUUUCCGUUGACUUCGACCCCGCAUUCGGCGAAUCUCAUCUCCUACGGGGAUAUGCGACAUCGUCUCGGAACCUCGUUGGAAGGUUCAGAUGCCCGUCCAGUGGCUUCGAGCCCGCGGCUUGGGAUGGAAUUUUUAGUUUGUCCAGAGACCACGGUAAUGAUUCCUCCACAAGCGCGGUUGCAUCAUGA
Molecule: messenger RNA, 1692 nt
Organism: Laccaria bicolor S238N-H82
Lineage: Eukaryota; Fungi; Basidiomycota; Agaricomycetes; Agaricales; Hydnangiaceae
Exons: 7
Coding region: 1-1692 (563 amino acids)
Source: RefSeq, a predicted model, not a curated record